Molecule: messenger RNA, 1819 nt
Organism: Neocloeon triangulifer
Lineage: Eukaryota; Metazoa; Arthropoda; Insecta; Ephemeroptera; Baetidae
Product: threonylcarbamoyladenosine tRNA methylthiotransferase
Exons: 11
Coding region: 158-1771 (537 amino acids)
Biological process (GO): tRNA methylthiolation
Cellular component (GO): endoplasmic reticulum
Molecular function (GO): 4 iron, 4 sulfur cluster binding; tRNA (N(6)-L-threonylcarbamoyladenosine(37)-C(2))-methylthiotransferase activity
Source: RefSeq, a predicted model, not a curated record
AUUUCUAGCAUAAAAGCAGGCUAGAAAAUAAAAACAAAAAAAUAUACUGUUGGCACUACUUCGUCAUUGCUCCUAGCUCGCCCCUUUCCCUUUCGACGACCACCCUCAAUAACACACAUUUUUAAGGAACUUUAAUUUCCUUGGUAGCGCAAUAAUAAUGCCCGUCGCCUGUGGAGAUGAACAACAAAUUGACGACAUCGAAGAUCUUAUUUCGGCCGUGGAAAACAAAUCGAGCAAAUCAAAAGUGGAAAAUGAUGGGGAGCUGAUGGAACUAAUGGAACUGCGGCCUAGCGAAGUUCCCUGCAGCCACAGUCACAUUCCGGGCACGCAGAAAAUAUUUUUCAAAACCUGGGGCUGCACCCACAACACCUCUGAUAGCGAAUACAUGGCCGGGCAGUUGAAGGAAUACGGAUACCAAAUAAUAGAUGAAGAAAAUAAAGACGAGGCUGAUUUAUGGAUCUUGAACAGUUGCACCGUAAAAACUCCUGCCGAAGAUCACCUGAGAAAUUACAUGAAAAUGGCACAGGGGAAGCCUGUGGUUGUUGCUGGUUGCGUUCCUCAGGGUGCUCCUAGGUCCAGUUACUUGAGCAAUGUAAGCGCUAUCGGAGUCAUGCAAAUUGACAGGGUUGUCGAAGUGGUGGAAGAAACUUUAAAAGGAAACACCGUUCGACUCUUUGGACCCAAAAAACGGGGUGGAAAAAAAUUAGGUGGUGCCUCUUUGCUUCUGCCGAAAGUGCGGCGGAACCCAUUGAUUGAAAUCAUCCCCAUCAGCACAGGCUGCCUCAACUCUUGCACCUACUGUAAAACCAAACACGCCCGGGGUGAACUAGGCAGCUACCCUGUUGCUGAAAUUGUGGCCAGAGCAAAGCAGGCAUUUGAAGAGGGUGUUUGCGAAUUGUGGCUGACCUCUGAGGACACUGGUGCAUAUGGCAGGGAUAUUGGCACCAACCUGCCAGAACUGUUGUGGGCUGUGAUUGACACUAUCCCUGACGGCUGCAUGCUACGUCUCGGGAUGACCAACCCGCCUUACAUAGUUGAGCAUCUGCCUGAGAUGGCCAAAAUCCUCAACCACCCAAGAGUCUACAGUUUUUUACAUGUGCCCGUCCAAUCUGCAAGUGAUGGAGUUUUGGCUGAUAUGAAAAGAGAGUAUGUCAGGUCGGAUUUUGAAGGACUCGUCGAUUUUUUGAGAGAAAAGGUUCCCGAAGUGAACAUUGUGACGGAUAUCAUUUGUGGGUUUCCUACUGAGAGUGAAGAGGAUUUUAAAGAAACUUUAGAUUUGUGCAGGAAGUACAAAUUUGCCAGCUUGUACAUCAACCAGUUUUUCCCUCGUCCUGGCACACCUGCUGCCAAAAUGGAGAGGGUUCCACCUGCUGAAGUGAAGAAGCGGACGAAGCAACUGACAGAUCUUUUCCUGUCCUACGAGCCUUACAGUGGCUGUGAGGGUAAAUGCUACAAAGCUCUGGUCACUGAACUCUCCCAUGACAGGCAACACUACGUCGCCCACAACAAGAGUUACCACCAAAUUCUUGUUCCGAAGAGGGCCGACAUCCUCGGUAAGACAAUCACCGUGAAAAUAACCUCGAUUAGGAGACACUGCAUGAUAGCCGAAAUCAUAGAUGUGGAUCCAGAGGAAAUGGCUGCUGCCAGGUGCAAAGGAACCAAACUAUAUUUAGCCGAAGAACAUAACAAUAAUAUUUCCUUAAUCUACCCUAUCUCAAUGAUAGCCCUGGCGGUUGUUUUAAGAAUGAUUUGGGCUGCUUUGUCUUUGUGAAACAAAAAUGGUUUUUUUAUUAAAACUAAAAUUAUAAGUCUAAACAGG